GACGCCCAGUCGGACGCCAGUCGGACGCCCAGUCCGACGAUCUGUCUGACCCAGCCCGACGAUCAGUCUGGCGCCCAGUCCGUCGUCCUCACGAGGAUGAUGACGCUGCCAGGACCGGUGGCUAUGCCGACGUCUCGUCCAGAUGGUUCCGAGGCUGCCACCGUGUCGGAGACCGGUAGCCUCGCAGGGGGCCACCAGUCCGGCGCGCAGUCGGACGCCCAGUCUGGCGCCCAGUCCGACGCCCAGUCCGACGAUCUGUCUGACGCCCAGCCCGACGAUCAGUCUGGCGCCCAGUCCGUCGUCCUCACGAGGAUGAUGACGCUGCCAGGACCGGUGGCUAUGCCGACGUCUCUUCCAGAUGGUUCCGAGGCUGCCACCGUGUCGGAGACCGGUAGCCUCGCAGGGGGCCACCAGUCCGGCGCGCAGUCUGGCGCCCAGUCUGGCGCCCAGUCCGACGCCCAGUCCGACGAUCUGUCUGACGCCCAGCCCGACGAUCAGUCUGGCGCCCAGUCCGUCGUCCUCACGAGGAUGAUGACGCUGCCAGGACCGGUGGCUAUGCCGACGUCUCUUCCAGAUGGUUCCGAGGCUGCCACCGUGUCGGAGACCGGUAGCCUCGCAGGGGGCCACCAGUCCGGCGCGCAGUCUGGCGCCCAGUCUGGCGCCCAGUCCGACGCCCAGUCCGACGAUCUGUCUGACGCCCAGCCCGACGAUCAGUCUGGCGCCCAGUCCGUCGUCCUCACGAGGAUGAUGACGCUGCCAGGACCGGUGGCUAUGCCGACGUCUCGUCCAGAUGGUUCCGAGGCUGCCACCGUGUCGGAGACCGGUAGCCUCGCAGGGGGCCACCAGUCCGGCGCGCAGUCGGACGCCCAGUCGGACGCCCAGUCGGACGCCCAGUCCGACGAUCUGUCUGACGCCCAGCCCGACGAUCAGUCUGGCGCCCAGUCCGUCGUCCUCACGAGGAUGAUGACGCUGCCAGGACCGGUGGCUACGCCGACGUCUCGAGGUCGCCAACCGAAGCCGUCAGCUAUGGUGAAGCCCGUUUAUCGCAAACCUGAACAAGCUGUGGCUCGUCCGGCUCGUCAGCUAUCGCUGAAGAGCCGGACCUAAAACAGCGGACUUGGAAGGAUGUAAAGUACCAGGUCCACAAUAUGAUUACGACCCGCCAGAGACGGGCGCUCAGAUAGGUGAAAAGGGCUUCACCAGUCCGGCGCCCAGUCCGGUGCCCGGUCCGGCGCCCAGUCCGGCGCCCAGUUCGGCGCCCAGUCCGGCCUUCACCGUUUUUGUGGCAAAUACAGCAUCUGUCCUUU
This is a messenger RNA of Amphibalanus amphitrite, 1307 nucleotides long. RefSeq lists its product as uncharacterized. The transcript is spliced from 6 exons. Bases 97 to 1107 code for a protein of 336 amino acids. NCBI's taxonomy places the organism in Eukaryota, Metazoa, Arthropoda, Thecostraca, Balanomorpha, Balanidae. The record is from RefSeq and is a predicted model, not a curated record.